AUGGUUGAACGGAUAACGGCUUGUUGCACAAGUGUGAAGGCCUCAGUUCAAACCCCUAGAGCUCACAUGAAAAGCUGGGUAUGGUAUUGGGGAAGCAGAGAAAGGAUCCCCAGAGCUGCCAGGACAGCCAAACCUGAGUCCCUAAGGUCACACUGUUUUUCUCUUGCCCCAGUGUGUGGACACCACCACACGCCCUCCAGACCAGCAACGGCUCUUGCGUGUAUGUUCCAGUGUUUCUUCUGUCAGAGAGUCAGACAGAGCCAUAGUUUCUCCAGUGCUGGCCCAGAGCUGAGGGACGAGCGCCCAGCAGACAUGGUGAAAAUGACCAAGUCCAAAACUUUCCAAGCUUAUCUGCCGCACUGUCACAGAACCUACAGCUGUAUCCACUGCAGAGCCCAUCUGGCCAAUCACGAUGAGCUCAUCUCCAAGUCCUUCCAGGGCAGUCAGGGACGAGCCUACCUCUUCAACUCCGUGGUGAAUGUGGGCUGCGGCCCCGCUGAGGAGAGAGUCCUUCUGACCGGGCUGCAUGCAGUGGCUGACAUCUACUGUGAGAACUGCAAGACGACGCUCGGGUGGAAAUACGAACAUGCCUUUGAGAGCAGUCAGAAAUACAAAGAAGGAAAAUUUAUUAUUGAACUUGCGCACAUGAUCAAAGACAAUGGCUGGGAGUAG
Arvicola amphibius (Eurasian water vole) is the source of this 672-nucleotide messenger RNA. It is a transcript of the gene Ypel1, whose product is annotated as yippee like 1. Lineage: Eukaryota; Metazoa; Chordata; Mammalia; Rodentia; Cricetidae. The coding region runs from base 1 to 672 and encodes 223 amino acids. The transcript is spliced from 5 exons. The record is from RefSeq and is a predicted model, not a curated record.